This is a messenger RNA of Emericellopsis cladophorae, 1788 nucleotides long. RefSeq lists its product as uncharacterized. The coding region runs from base 1 to 1788 and encodes 595 amino acids. The transcript is spliced from 2 exons. NCBI's taxonomy places the organism in Eukaryota, Fungi, Ascomycota, Sordariomycetes, Hypocreales, Bionectriaceae. The record is from RefSeq and is a predicted model, not a curated record. Gene Ontology annotation, biological process: transmembrane transport. Gene Ontology annotation, molecular function: transmembrane transporter activity.
AUGUACUCGGUCCAGCAGGAGCAGCUGCAAACAGCCGGCCAGCAUGCGCUGGUCGGCGACACCAACACCCCGGACGGCGAGAAGAAUGGCUUCCAGCAAACUACGCUCGGUGACUCGUCUGACCCCGAUUCCGAAGCCGAGGACAAGAAAUUCCAACAAGGUGUCCGCCGCGUCCGCGCCAUCACCUCUGUCUGGUCCAAGAAGACACUGGUCUCCAUGUUCGUCAUGCUCUAUCUAAUCUCCUUCGUUGACACCCUAUUCAACUACGUCGACUCUGCGCUCAACCCAUUCAUCACGUCUUCCUUUGGCAGCCAUGGCCUCCUCAAUAUUGGCAGCAUCCUGGCUACGAUUCUUGGCGGCUGCUUACCUCUCCCACUCGCCAAAGUCAUUGACAUUUGGGGUCGCGUCGAGGGCUUUUGCAUCAUGAUGACCAUCUGCAUCUGCGGCAUGAUUUUGAAGGCGACCUGCAACAGUGUCCAAAUGUACAUUGGCGGCCACAUUAUGUACUGGACUGGCCACAUCGGCGUAAUCUAUGUCAUUACUGUCAUGUUGGCCGACAUGACGACCCUGACCAACCGGGCCAUUAUCUACGGCAUCCAGCAGACACCGCGAAUUGUGGCCACCUUUGUCAGCCCUCGCAUUGCCGACGCCUUCUACAAACACGUCAACUUCCGCUGGGCCUAUGGCAGUUUCAUCAUCAUUCUCGUCGCCUGCAGCAUGCCCGCUAUGGGCAACAUGGUGUACAUGUUCAAGUCAGCAACAAAGAAGGGCGUCAUUGAGCGCAAAAGAUCCGGAAUGUCUUUUUUCGAGGCGAUCAAAUUCUACAGCGUCCAAUUUGACCUUUUCGGCAUCUUGCUGCUCUGUGGCGCCCUCUCCUGCCUUCUCUUGCCGUACAGUCUGGCUGCGUAUGCACCCAACUACUGGUCGACGCCGUACAUCAUCGCCAUGGAGGUAGUUGGUGUCGUUCUUAUCCCAUGCUUUUAUGUAUGGGAGGCCAAGUUUGCGCCCGUCCAAUUCCUUCCUUUUGAGUACCUCAAGCAAGGAACUAUCAUUGGGUCGUGCAUCCUGAGUGGAAUCAUGUUCCUCUCUACUUUCAUCUGGAACGCCUAUUUCGGCUCUUACCUCCAGGUGGUGAACAGACAGAGCAUCUCCAAUGCCAACUACAUCCUGAACGCAUACUCGCUCACCUCCUCCGUGUUCGCACCCUUGAUCGGAUGGUUCAUCAGCUAUACCGGCAACAUCAAGUGGACAGCCUACGUUGGCGUUCCUAUCAUGCUUCUUGGAACCGCCUUGAUCAUCCCUCUCCGCGAGCCCGACACGAAUCCUGGCGUCCUGGCUUUCACUCAGAUCCUCGUCGGCUUUGGCGCGGGCAUCUUUUCGGUCACUGCUCAGGUCGCUGUGAUGGCCCCUGUUAGCCACCAGUAUCUUGCUGUCACGACUGCGCUCCAGGGACUGUUUGGCGGUGUCGGUUCGUCAGUUGGGUAUGCAAUCGCCGGUGCGUUGUGGAACAACAUCCUUCCUACGCAGCUGUACGAGCGUUUGCCCGAGUCCUCCAAGGGUGAUGCUGCCACGAUUUUUGGCGACAUUGUGCUGCAAAUGUCUUUCGCCGACGGCACACCUGAACGAGAGGCCAUUGUUGGUGCUUAUGCCCAUGUCAUGAGGCUCAUGGUCAUUGCUGGUGCCAGCACAAUGCCCUUGUGUUUCCUGUCCAUCUUCAUUUGGAGGAACAUUAACAUUCGGAAGCUCGAGGAAGAGAAGGGCAAGCAGACCAAGGGCAUGGUAUUCUAG